GGCAUACGAGAACGAGUGAGAGAGAGAGAAUAGUUCACAGUUUCCCGAAGAAACCAGGUUGAUUACGCGGCAACACAAUUCGGAAAUGGAAGAAAUGAUUGCGAAAUUAAACUUUCUGUAAGCAGAAAUCACAACAGUGACACAAAGGAAGCUGAUGAAAUUCAAUCUACCGAACACAUAGUGGUUGUUUCGUGAAGUGGUGAAGAAUGUAUCAAGAAACGAGCUCGAAGUAUAGUAAUCUUAAGAAAAGAGCAAAGUUCGCAUUAGGGAAAUCUGUCAAUUCGUCUAGGGAUAAAGUUAAAACCCUCGAUUUUAAGAAAAAGGGGUUUGGAGGCAAUGAUAGGAGAGGUCAAAGUACAAGAGUUAAAACUGAUAAUAUUGUCUCCAAUGUUGAAGAUGAAUUCUUCAAGAGAAGUGGGAGGAGUGAUAACAUGAAGUCAAAGAAUGAUCGAUUCCGAGGUGAUCGAAGUAAAAGAGUUGUGACUGACAAUGGAUCCUCUGUUGAUGGUAAUUUGCAUAAGAAAGACUUCAGGGGAAGAGGGUUGAAGUCGAAUUAUAGAGGUCGAAAUGUAGGGGAAGUUCAGGGGAAUGAAAGUAAUGGUUUUGCAGGAAGAGAUUUUGACCGGAAGAGAAAGAGGAUUUAUGCUAAUAAUGAUAGCAAUGGUGAAAGUAAGUUCCAUAAUAAGGCGAAGGUUCCGGUUGGAAAGGGUUUAUCUCGAGCAAGAUGGAAUGCUGGUAAAGAGGACCUCGUUAAAGGCAAUGAAACCGCAAGAAGGGGAUCGCGUGCUUCUGCAUCUCUUUCCCAAAAUAGACAUUCUAAUGGAAGGGAAACGCCAGAUGGAGGUGAUAGACGAAAGAAUACUGAACAUCGUGAGAACAGGAGUGUUUUGUUGAGGAACAAUGGAGAGGGAAAACACGAGACUAGCAAGCAGUUACGAUUGAAGCAGACCGGUCCAGCCGAGGAUAGUGAAUUUGGAAAGAAGAAAUUUCAAAACAAGAAGAACUUGGUUGAUGAUUCAGUGGCAAUGUUUGAUCGACCAAGGAGGAAGAGGCGAAUAAUGCGGAUAGAAUAUCCAAAUGAUACUGCAAAUAAGCGGUUUGAUGAUAGCAUACCUGCCAUUGAUAAUACCACAGAGCAAAAGGAAGAUUCAGAUAACGAAGAAAAUACUGAAUUGUCCAAAAAUGCACAGUUUCGGGCAAUACAACCAAGCCCUUCUAUCAUAUCAUUUGUGGAGGAAAAUAUAUUGGGGCGUCGGCGUGAAAUUGAGUUCAGAAAGGCGGGAUAUAAUAUUGAACUUUCUUCCCCUUUAGAUAAUAUUCCCUUUUCUACAAGCUCAGAAAGAGAGCGAAUCGAAGAAUCAGUUUUCAGGAAUAAACUGGCAUUCUUCGCUGCUGCAAAAGUUUCUUCAUCUUUUCCAUCUCCCGAUCUUCCAGAAAUUGCUUUUGCUGGUAGGUCAAACGUCGGGAAAUCAUCUUUGCUAAACUCACUUACCAGACAAUGGGGUGUUGUACGAACGUCUGACAAGCCUGGUCUCACUCAGACUAUCAACUUUUUCAACCUUGGAUCAAAGCUCUGCUUAGUUGAUCUGCCUGGAUAUGGUUUUGCUUAUGCAAAAGAAGAAGUCAAAGAAUCGUGGGAAGAACUUGUGAAAGAGUAUGUAUCCACCCGUGAAGGCCUUAAACGAGUAUGCCUUCUCAUCGACACAAAAUGGGGUAUGAAGCCAAGGGAUCAUGAACUCGUUGAUUUAAUGGAAAAGUCUAAAACCAAAUACCAGAUAGUAUUGACGAAAACAGAUUUGGUAUUCCCCAUAGAUGUGGCUAGACGCGCAAUGCAAAUCGAGGAGAGCCUCAAAACGAAGAAAUCCGCUGUUCAACCCUUGAUGAUGGUUAGCUCGAAAACUGGAGCUGGGAUACGAAGUUUAAGAACCGUGCUUUCUAAUAUAUCUCGCUUCGCCCGACUCUAGCGGUAUUUAGCCAUUUUCUUUUUCAAGUUACUGCUAUAAUUACGUAUAAACAACACAUCAUCUUCUAGUUAAAACUGAUUACAAUUUUGUUGCUAUUUCGUUUCACUUUGGUUCCUUAAACUCUAGUUGAUUAGGUUAGUUAGCUUUAAGGGUAU
This is a messenger RNA of Cynara cardunculus var. scolymus (artichoke), 2119 nucleotides long. RefSeq lists its product as uncharacterized. Gene Ontology annotation, molecular function: GTP binding. The transcript has 11 exons. The coding region runs from base 207 to 1964 and encodes 585 amino acids. The record is from RefSeq and is a predicted model, not a curated record. Lineage: Eukaryota; Viridiplantae; Streptophyta; Magnoliopsida; Asterales; Asteraceae.